GGGACGCCGCCUUACGCCGGUAGCGUAAUCGGGGGCGCCGGGGCGCGGGCGCGCGCGGCGCGGGCGCAGCGACGUUGUGACUCGCCGGCUGCGCGGCCGUGAGUGUGCGCUUUUCCCGGGCCCGGCCGCGUAGUCCAGCAGGCAUGAGCUACGACCGCGCCAUCACCGUUUUCUCGCCCGACGGCCACCUUUUCCAAGUGGAAUACGCGCAGGAGGCCGUGAAGAAGGGCUCGACGGCGGUCGGUGUUCGAGGAAAAGACAUUGUUGUUCUUGGUGUGGAGAAGAAGUCAGUGGCCAAACUGCAGGAUGAAAGGACAGUGCGGAAGAUCUGUGCUCUGGAUGAUAAUGUCUGCAUGGCAUUCGCCGGCCUUACCGCUGAUGCAAGAAUAGUCAUCAACAGGGCCCGGGUGGAAUGCCAGAGCCACCGACUGACCGUGGAGGACCCGGUCACCGUGGAGUACAUCACCCGUUAUAUCGCCAGUCUGAAGCAGCGCUACACGCAGAGCAACGGGCGCCGGCCAUUUGGCAUCUCUGCCCUCAUUGUGGGUUUUGACUUUGAUGGCACCCCCCGACUCUAUCAGACUGACCCCUCGGGCACAUACCAUGCCUGGAAGGCCAAUGCUAUAGGCCGGGGUGCCAAGUCAGUGCGUGAAUUCCUGGAGAAGAAUUACACUGACGAAGCCAUUGAAACAGAUGAUCUGACUAUUAAGCUGGUUAUCAAGGCCCUUCUGGAAGUGGUUCAGUCAGGUGGCAAAAACAUAGAGCUGGCUGUCAUGAGGCGAGAUCAACCCCUCAAGGUAAUCACCAAGUUGGUUUGCUGUCCUUCUCUUUGGGUAUGUUCCCAGUGGUCUGAGCAGGGGGCAGUGCACAUUCAGAACUGCUCUAGCACCAAGAAAUGUUCUUUCCAGGGGGCCCCACACAAGUGGAAAAGAAAACAUUCCCACAUUGACCAUCUACACAUUGGUUCCACCUUGUCCCCUGGGUCAGCCACAUGUGACUUCGCUCUCCUGUAGAAGCAGCCAGAGGGGGCAUCUGGGACUUAGGUUUGGGGGCACCUUGUGUGGCUAACCGUACACUGUUCCUUUGGUAGAUUUUAAAUCCUGAAGAGAUUGAGAAAUAUGUUGCUGAGAUUGAAAAAGAAAAA
Cervus elaphus (red deer) is the source of this 1144-nucleotide messenger RNA. It is a transcript of the gene PSMA7, whose product is annotated as proteasome 20S subunit alpha 7. Gene Ontology annotation, biological process: ubiquitin-dependent protein catabolic process. NCBI's taxonomy places the organism in Eukaryota, Metazoa, Chordata, Mammalia, Artiodactyla, Cervidae. The record is from RefSeq and is a predicted model, not a curated record. The transcript has 6 exons. Gene Ontology annotation, cellular component: nucleus; proteasome core complex, alpha-subunit complex; proteasome core complex. The coding region runs from base 144 to 1013 and encodes 289 amino acids.